UAUAAUAAUUAAACCAUUAUGGAAAAUCAACUAAAAUUAUCACUUAAAGUUCAGUUCGGAGACAAGGUAAAACGUCUCUGUGAGAAGGUAUAUGCUGACUUGGACGAACUUAAGGAUUUUAUUCAAUCAAGCUUUAAGACGCUUGCUCCUCAAACCUAUGUACUCAAGUACAAGGAUAAUGAAGGUGACUGGCUCUAUAUCUUUGAUAAUUCUGAUCUUCAAGCCCUGAAGGAAUACUUCUAUGAGAAGAACGGAAAAGUUAUUAAAUUGGUAGUCGAGACUCAAGAGGAGCUUGCUACAUCCGGUAUUAAACCAAUUAAGCUUAGCGAGAGUGUCUUACAGAAGUCUACUGUCAAAGACUCCUGUGUUGCUGAAGUUGAAGCUUUCCUUCAAGCUGAAAAGGGCAAGAAGGAAGAAGAGAAGGAUUCCAUUGAGCAACUCAAGGAGACUAUCAGUGUCGAUGAAGAGGAGCCUGAGCCUGAAGUUGAGACGGAAGAACGUCUUGUUGACUUUGAUAUUAUUGACGAGAAACAAGAACCUUCUCAAGACUCAAAAAUGGUCGACGAGCUCCAAGAGAUCCUGGAAAUUGCUAGUCAGAAGCCAUCUGAGACUAAAGCUUCAGAAGAGCAAGAGAUGAACAUCGAGCCUGUCAUCAUUGAAGAGACUUCUGCUUUUGAAGAAGAGAAGCUACUCCCAGUACCUACUGAGCCAGAAGAGGAAGUCAUUGAAACCUCUAUUAAAAAUUCUGAGGAACAAGUACCUGAAGAAGCUCCUCAAGAAGAGAAGAAGGAAAAGAAAGACUUCAAUAUCUUCGACUUGUUCAAUAACAUCAAUGACGUAAUGAACAAAGACGAUGAAGACUUCAAGCCCAAGGAUCUUGUUAAGACUAUCAAGGACUCUGUUAAAGGUACUAAGGCUGAAGACAAGAUUAAGAAAGUCUCUAAAAAAUUUAAGAAAGGAAAAGGCUUCUUCAUGAAGAGAAUCUUUAAGAACAUCUUCUCCGGACUGACUUGUGACAAUGAGGAGAGAAAAUCGACCGUAAUCCAUCCAGGCAUCACUUGCGAUGGAUGCAACAAAUCUCCAGUUGUUGGAGUAAGAUACAAAUGUUCUGAGUGUCCAGACUAUGAUCUUUGAGAAGAUUGUGAAAAGAAUGAUGUUCAUAGCCAUCAUGUCUUCUUGAAGGUGAAGAACCCAAUGAAGGUUGACAUCAUCUAUUCUCAUAGAACUAAUGAUGAUAGUGAAGCUUUCAACUCUACUCAUCCUCCUCAACCAAUUCAUCAAGCUCCCCAGACUGCUAGAAAUCCUCACUGUGGACAACCAUUCGGAGGACAAUGGGGAAACAACCAAGGUUGGGGAAACACAUGGGGUGGCCAUGGCGGAAGAGGACAAAGAAGAUGCCCAAGAAACAUGAACAACAACCCCUUGAUGGCUCUAGCUCAACAGUUCUUUGGUGGCUUUGAUAAUAGUGAAGAGUCUGGAUCUCCUCAAAGACAACCAAGAAGAGGUGGAACAAACUGGGCUCAGAAGAGACCAGUUAUUGUUAGCAAGCCUGAAGGACCAAUCUCUGGAUGUGUUGGAGGUCUGGCUAUUGUUGAGACCACUGUUCAAAACCAGUCUCCCUUCCCAUAUAACCUCAAGGAUGUCAAGAUGAUUGAAGGUGAUGAAGGAAUCCAGUUCCAAGAGAUCAACACAGAAGUCAAGCUAAAGAAGAAUGAAAGCCAAGACUUCUGCCUUGCUGUCAAUCUCCCAAAGACUCCUGGAACUUACAAGGCUAGAUUUGGAUUCUUCAACAAGAAUAACCAACAACAUGGAGAAGUUUUAGAUGUUGUCUUCGAGGUUUUGCCUGAAGUCACUGAAUAAAUUCUCUGAUAAUUCUCUCAAAAAUAGUAAAAGAAAGUUUCAAC
Messenger RNA from Moneuplotes crassus, 1904 nucleotides. The record is from the annotation of a GenBank genome assembly. NCBI's taxonomy places the organism in Eukaryota, Ciliophora, Spirotrichea, Euplotida, Euplotidae.